Molecule: messenger RNA, 4582 nt
Organism: Paramormyrops kingsleyae
Lineage: Eukaryota; Metazoa; Chordata; Actinopteri; Osteoglossiformes; Mormyridae
Gene: acss2
Product: acyl-CoA synthetase short chain family member 2
Biological process (GO): acetyl-CoA biosynthetic process
Cellular component (GO): cytoplasm
Molecular function (GO): acetyl-CoA synthetase activity
Source: RefSeq, a predicted model, not a curated record
AUGGCAGCAGCGAGGCUCCGCCUGGCCCGCCGUUGGCCUGAGUUCUCUGAGCUCUCGCGGAAGGAGCCUUGACGCUUAGGGGUAUAGUGCGCUGCUUUAAUUAAAACCUUCAAACGCCACCAUUCAUUAUCUGAUUUAAUAUGUGUGAUCAUAUCUAAAUGCGCGUUUGUUUUCCGUUAACUCUCAAUCUGAGUCCAGUUUCCUCGCUGGUGCGUAUAACUAACAUUGGAGCCUGCAGCCUCCGAAAGAAGGCGGCCUCAUUUCCCCGCAAUUGCAUCUAUUUUGGGUGCUGGAUGAAUAGUCCUUUUUUGUUUAUUGGCUAGUAUAUAUAGUCGUUAUAUAAUUCCACCUUUAAAAACAUGCAGCCGGCAUGCACGGAUAUUUUGCAGUGAACCUGACAUCUUUGUAACUGCGCAGUUUCUUCCUUAUAAGUCGGGGGGCAGCGUGCAUUUUCGGACGAGUUGGCGGGGUUGGAGAUUGGAGCCCCCCCUGGGUCCGUCCAUUCCUACAUCCGCGGAACCCUCCUUCCGUCCGCGAUCGCACGUUCACCCCGACACACGCUCUCCGUGUGGCUCCAGCAGUCCCGCGGUAAUCGGUUCCCUGAAUGAGGAAGUGCGCCCAUCCGCUCCGGGUCCUGAUAGCUGUGAUAAGUGCGGAGGACGCGAUCUGCCCCGUGCCAAGCCACCCGCACCCGCUUUUUUUGUUUGCACCCUGUCCGCAGUUUUAAACCGGCCGCUCACUGAGCACUGGGGAGGCCAGGAUGAUUCCGGACAAAGCUCCCAGGGAGGACGUGUACCUGGCGCACGACUUAAAGAAAGAAGCGCACGUCCCCAGCUUCGAGAAGUACAAGGAGCUUUACCUGAAGUCGGUGGAAAACCCUGCGGAAUUCUGGGGUGAUGUUGCCAAAGACUACUUUUGGAAGUCCAAGCACACGGGCCCCUUUCUGGACUACAACUUUGACGUGACCAAGGGCAAAGUGUAUGUGAAGUUCAUGGACGGGGCCACCACCAACAUCUGCUACAACCUGCUGGACCGAAACAUCCAUGAGAAGAAGCUGGGGGAGAAGGUGGCGUUUUUCUGGGAGGGCAAUGAACCAGGGGAUGAGCUGAAGAUCACCUACAGGGAGCUGCUCCAGCGUGUCUGCAAGCUCGCCAAUGUCCUGAAGUCUCUGGGCGUGAAGAAGGGUGACCGCGUCUCCAUCUACAUGCCCAUGAUUGUGGAGCUGGUGGUGGCCAUGCUGGCCUGUGCCCGCAUCGGGGCGGUCCACUCCAUUGUGUUCGCAGGCUUUUCCGCCGAGUCGCUGUCAGAGAGGAUCCUGGAUUCGCAGUGCUCUCUGCUCAUCACUGCAGAUGGAUUUUACCGAGGGGACAAAUUGAUCAGCCUGAAGGUGAUCGCAGAUGACGCUUUGGAGAAAUGCAAAGAAAAAAACUUCUCCAUACAGAAGUGCAUCAUGUUGAAACAUCUGUCCAAAGAGUGCCCCGCCCCCUCACCAGCCCUGGGGUCCCAGUCCCCCCCGGCGAAGCGGACCUGCCCCAACCUACAGCAGGAACGCAAAGGGACUGUAAAGAAAGCCCGCCCCCUCCCCCAGAUUCCCUGGAACCCCGAGGUGGACCUCUGCUGGCAUACUCUGGUCGAGGACGCCUCAGACGAGUGCGAGCCUGAAUGGUGCGAGUCGGAGGACCCACUAUUCGUCCUCUACACCAGUGGCUCCACUGGCAAGCCCAAGGGUGUCCUACACACCAUCAGCGGCUACAUGCUCUACACAGCCUGCACCUUCAAGUACGUGUUCGACUACCAGCCUCAGGACGUCUACUGGUGCACGGCCGACAUCGGCUGGAUCACCGGGCACUCCUACAUCACCUACGGGCCCCUGGCCAACGGGGCCACCAGUGUGUUGUUCGAGGGCCUGCCCACCUACCCGGACGUGAGCCGGAUGUGGGAGAUCGUCGAUAAGUACCGGGUGACCAAGUUCUACACGGCGCCCACCGCCAUCCGCAUGCUGAUGAAGUUCGGAGAUGAGCCCGUCCACAGGUUUACCCGGAAGUCUCUGAAGGUACUGGGCACGGUCGGAGAGCCCAUCAACCCGGAGGCCUGGCUGUGGUACUACAACGUGGUCGGGGAGAAGCGGUGCCCCGUGGUGGACACCUUCUGGCAGACGGAGACGGGGGGGCACGUUUUGACUCCGCUCCCAGCUGCCACCCCCCUGAAGCCUGGCUCAGCAACGUUUCCUUUCUUUGGUGUUGUUCCUGCCAUUUUGAAUGAAUCGGGGGAGGAGCUAGAGGGACCAAACGAGGGAUACCUGGUUUUCAAACAGCCCUGGCCUGGUGUCAUGAGGACAGUCUACGGAAACCAGCAGAGGUUUGAGACCACGUACUUCAAGAAAUUCCCGGGCUACUAUGUCACCGGAGAUGGUUGCCGGAGGGAUAAGGACGGGUACCUGUGGAUCACAGGGAGAAUCGACGACAUGCUGAACGUGUCCGGGCACCUGCUGAGCACGGCGGAGGUGGAGUCGGCCCUGGUGGAGCACGAGGCGGUGGCUGAGGCAGCUGUGGUCAGCCACCCCCAUCCCGUGAAGGGCGAGAGCCUCUACUGCUUCGUCACGCUGAAGGAUGGCUGCGAGUACAGCGCCACCCUGGAGGCCGAGCUCAAGAAGAAGGUGCGGGAGAAGAUCGGCGCCAUCGCCACACCGGACUACAUGCAGAAUGCUCCGGCGCUCCCAAAAACAAGAUCAGGGAAGAUCAUGCGCCGGGUCCUGCGUAAGAUCGCCCGUAACGAGCGGGACCUGGGCGACGUGUCCACGCUGGCUGACAGCACCGUCAUCGAGCAGCUGUUCCAGAACCGCUGCUGCACAGUCUGACCCGGGAGCAGCCGGCCGCCUGCAGGACUGAGGCUCGACCAAGUGGGGGAGCCCUUCUCAGGGUGAAGUAGCGAUGAAGAAAAGGGGGGCAGAUAAUUAGCAUUUGCUUCCCUAUGAAGAACCGUAGGCUAGCCUUUUAUUUUUGUAUUGGGUUAUUUUUUUUUUUUUUUUUUUUUUUAAAAAGACGUUUAGCUUUUUGUUUAAAACGGCCUUGUGGAUUGGUGCGUGCGUGCGUCUGUGUGCGUGCGUGCGUCUGUGUGCUUGCGUGCGUCUGUGUGCUUGCGUGCGUCUGUGUGCUUGCGUGCGUGUUUAAAUAUACCUACACAUUUCCCUCCUGUCCUCCUUCUGCCAAACCUAAUUUAGAAAUAAUCUCUGCUGCUGUUUAAUAUGUGAGAUUGUGGGGAUUAUUGGCACGCUGAAACAUUCUUACGUCCUUACUGUUUCGGACGCACUGAGUGAUUUUUCAAUGUGGUUUGGCUCAUUCAUGUAUUCUGCAUUUUUGCUGGGUUUGGUUAUAUCUCCUUGUACCCCCUAUUGUUGCUGAUACAUAUGUUUCCGAAUCACUCCGUUUUCUGGUUCAGUGGAGCCCCCGGAUCGACUAGUUGAAUAAAAACAGAUUAUGCUCUCUACAUCUUCCAAUCACUCACUGUAUGACCAGCUAGAAGUGUUCCCGCCAAAACCCUUUUUAUCAGUCAUCUCAGAAGGGAGUAGAAUCGAUGAGUUAUAAAUCGCUUUACCCAAAUGAAAGCUGAUGAAUCCAGUGAGUUGUAUUUAUGGGGCUCCAGUCUUUGCGCUUAGUGUCAUAGAUGUAUUUUGUCUCCAGGUCAUUUCGAAUUCUUUGUGUUAAAAACACUCGUAUAGUCAUUAGCAUUGUCUUGAACAUUACUCCUGCGUUCUGUAUGUAGUUUCGCAGUUGCUAACCAGCUGGUUCAUUACAGAGACACAGUGACCCAAAGCCAUAUUAUGCAAUGACUGCACUGGACCCUGGUUGGUGCGGUUUUCGACUUUGAUAUUUGAUACCAACCCCCCCACACACACACACACAGCCCCCCCCCUUGAUGAAAUAUGCCUUACCUAAUACAGCCAGUUCAGAGUCUGUGUGCGUCUGUAUCUUCUUUGGGUAUAAACAGGUGAUGAACCAGUGCAGAGUGUAUUUUAUCAUUUUUGUCUGCAUAUGAAUCAUUUAGGGCUUUUUAAACCAUAUUGUCUAAGGUAUUUGGCAGUUGUGCUGGUAAACCAUUUAACUUGUUUUCCUGUGUUGUUCACCUAAACAUACACAAGAUGCAGAUUGGCCUUUGGCUCCGCCCCUACGAGAGCGUAAGGUGUACAGAGUGACCUGCUGUGGAAAGAAACUCGGCAACGCUGGGAAACAUGUUUUGUUUCUGUCAGAAUAUUAUGCAUUAACGUGUCUGUUUUUGAGGUUUGUGCUGGGGUGUUCACAGAAUAACCGCUACUGAAAAUAAACAUGGAAUUAAGCUUUUUUUUUUUUUUUAAUCGUGUGUUUUUUUUUCCCUUUCCUAAGUGUACUUAAAGCCAUUUUUAAGUCUCCUUUCUUUUGACAAACACUCUUCCUGGUGCUCUUUACGGUAUAGAGAGCGAGUCACGCCUGGACCUGGUGGCAAUGUCAUGGUACUGGGAGUUUUAGGAACCAGUAUCAAAUGCAUUUCCAUCGUAAUGAGAUGUCAUGUUUUAUUAAAAUUAAUAAAAAUUGGACUAAAAUUUUAA